This is a messenger RNA of Melanaphis sacchari, 2610 nucleotides long. Its product is annotated as zinc finger MYM-type protein 1-like. The coding region runs from base 1 to 2610 and encodes 869 amino acids. The record is from RefSeq and is a predicted model, not a curated record. Gene Ontology annotation, molecular function: protein dimerization activity. NCBI's taxonomy places the organism in Eukaryota, Metazoa, Arthropoda, Insecta, Hemiptera, Aphididae. The transcript is spliced from 3 exons.
AUGAGUGGAAGAGACCGUGACAAGUACCGGUCACACCCAUUAGGACACCAAAAAAGAAUUAAAAAAAUGGCCAAAGAAGAAUUUUUGAAUAAGCAACGAGAAAAAAUAGAAAGACACGAAAAUCCGUGCUAUUAUUUAUCCGAAACCAUGGAAAUAUUGCCAUCAACAUCUAAAAAUAAAGUACACUUUCCAGUAGACGUUCCAGUUGAAGAAACUUUAAAAAUUACCUAUGAUAGAACAAAUAUCCAACAUGAACAUCCAGCAUAUUUUUUAUCAGAAACCAUGGAAAUAUCGACAUCACCAUCUAAAUUAAUCAAACUAUCACACACACCGGAAGAAGAAAACCACUCAUCAACAGCUGAAAAUAAAAAUCAUUUUCCAGUAGACGAUUCAAUUGAUGCAACUUUUAAAAUUAACUCACGCAGAAUUGAUAUCCAAGAAAUUGAUUUGAGGGAUCCAGCAAGCUGGAUAGAAGGUUUAAGUCAACAUUUAAGAGAUGAAAUCAUUAAAAUUGGACCAGUUAGAGUUAAUAAUAUUGACUAUCCUUUACAUACUAUUCAAAAGACUUCAAGAAAGUUUUCUGAUAAAUAUUAUUAUAGAACUUUGUCAAAUGGUGAAAUAGUAAAUAGACAGUGGUUGGUUUAUUCAACGUCUAAAAAUCUCACAUUUUGUUAUUGUUGUAAAUUAUUUCCAAGUUCAGAUCUACGUCAGAGUCAAUUGGCUACUAAUGGCACAAAUGACUUGAAAUACAUGAGUGAUAAUUUGAAAGUUCACGAACGUUCAAAGCCACAUAUAAUUGCUGCUCAAAAAUGGAUAGAAUUAAAAACUAGAAUUUCAAAAUCUCAAACGAUUGAUAAGGUACAGCAAAUAGCUAUAGAAAAAGAAAAGACACAUUGGAAGAAUGUCAUGAUUCGUAUAAUUUCUGUUAUACACUAUUUAGCUAAACACAAUGGUUCAUUUAGAGGAUCCACAGAUGUUUUAUAUGAAAAAAAUAACGGAAAAUUCCUUGGACUAAUUGAAAUGCUUGGUAAAUUUGACCCAAUUAUCAUCGAACAUUUACAACGUAUAAAAAAUAAAGAAACACACAUACACUAUCUCGGACAUGAUAUACAAAAUGAUUUAAUCGAAGUAAUGGCAAAGGAAGUUCAAAAAACAAUCAUACAAACAAUAAAAUUGGCCAAAUAUUACGCAAUAAUAAUGGAUUGCACUCCGGAUACAAGUCGUCAAGAACAAUUAUCAAUUGUUAUUAGAAUUGUAGAUAUGGACAUAGAAAAUGAAUCAACAGAACCCCGAAUAAAAGGAUAUUUUUUAGAUUUUACAAAUAUUCAUGAUAGUACUGGUUUAUAUUUAUCAGAUGUAUUAGUCGAGAAGUUAAAAAUAUAUGGUAUAAGUUUGAACGAUUGCCGAGCACAAGAUUACGACAACGGCGCUAAUAUGAUUGGACAAUACAAAGGUGUCCAAGCACGAAUACUAAAGCAAAAUCCAAGAGCUUUUUUUAUGCCUUGUGCAGCUCAUAGGUUGAACCUUGUUCUUGGAGACACAGCAAAAAGUUCUGUUAGAGCCGUGCAUUUCUUUGGUACUGUUGAAAGACUUUACACAUUAUUUUCAGCAUCUACGGGAAGAUGGGAUAUAUUUUCUAAACAUUGCCAUAAGUGGACAGUAAAAAAAUGGUCAGAAAAAAGAUGGGAAAGCAGAUAUGACAGUAUAAAAGCAAUAAGAUUUCAAGUCAAAGAAAUUAUUGAUGCCUUGGAUGAAAUAUCAGAUGAAACACGUGAUCCUCUAAUCAGAAGUGAAACAAAUUCAUUAAUUUCUGAGAUUCGUUCGUUGGAAGUUCUAAUGAGUUUAUGUAUUUGGUACACUGUAUUAUGUGAAGUUAAUAUAGUAAGUAAAAGUUUACAAGGUCCAGAUGUAAACUUGGAUAUUUCAUCAGAAUUACUAAAUGGACUAAUAAAGUUUUUAACAAAUUAUAGAGAAAUAGGAUUCAAUACUGCUAAAUCGGAAGCCAAAAUACUUAACAUGGAUUUGAAGGUAUCAAACGAAUUUAAAAUACCUAGAUAUAGAAAGAAAAAAACAAUGUUCGCAUAUGAAGGCAAUGAUGAGUUAUUACAAGAUCCUGAAGAGGAUUUUAGAUGCUCUUAUUUUUUAGUUUUAAUGGAUGGUGCUAUUGGAUCAAUCACUCGACGUUUGAAACCACAUGAACAACUGAAAGCAAAUUGUAUGGACUUAGCAUUAUAUCUACAAUCAGGAGAUGAAAAAGAUAUUUGUGCCAAUGAUUUAAUUGAAAAACUUUUGAUUUGCCAAAACAUAGUCCAUAAAUCGGUAACUCCUAUUGAAGUUCUUAAUUUUAUAAAAAAAAGCAAUGGAGCCUUUCCAAACUUAGCCAUCGCUCUUAGGAUAAUGUUAACAAUUCCUAUAACUUCAGCUAGCGCAGAACGUAGCUUCUCAAAGUUAAAGCUUAUAAAAACGUAUUUGAGAAGUACUAUGUCCCAAGAGCGUCUUUCUGGCUUAGCUUUAUUAGCUAUAGAAAAAGAAGAAUCCGAAAAUUUAAAUUAUGAUAAAGUAAUUGAAGAUUUUGCGGUUAAAAAGUCUAGAAAAAUUAAAUUUAAGUAA